AUGUCACUGGAGCUGGAUGACAGAGCCACCCUCCCCUCAGGCCUCCUCUUCACCCAAGGGGAUACUACUCCUUCACGCGAUCGAGGCAGCAACUCCCCUGCUGCGUCUCCCCCCGAUAAAAUUGUCUCGCCUGCAGAACUGCCUCCGCUGCCAAGGCCCCCCUCCCCCCCUCUGGAGCAGUUCCUUCUUGCUGCACCGCUGCGGUGUCUCGAGUCUGUCUGCGCCUUCCUAGACUUGCCCUCCUUCCUCUGUCUCCUCUCGCUCAACUCCCCGCUGCUCGCUCUCUCCGAGUCCUCUGAUCUCCAGCCUUGCUGGAUGCGCUUCGCGUUGCUGCAGCGCGUUAUCCGCCUUGACGAGCAUCUCCUCUCCCCGCAGCAGUCUCCCUCCCUCUCUUUGCCGCAGUGUGGGGCAGUCUGCUCCCACAGCAGCGGCAGCGGCUGCAAGGAUGGACGCAGAAAGGCUUCCUUCAAGGGCAGUAAAGAACAGACCUCCCUCCUUUCCGCCGCACAGACCCUCUGCCACCUCCUUCCACGCGUGAGUCGCAGGGAUUUCAUAAGGAUCGGCAGCUUGAAUGCCAACUGGCGAUCGCAAAAAUAUGACUCCGAACAACGUCUCCCCCUCCUGCCAUGCUCCGAGGAGGCCUUAGACAGGGUCGUUGUGCUGCCCUCCCCUCCCCUCUGCGCGUCUGUCUCCGCCUUCUCCGUCUCCCCCAAUGCAGGCUUCCCCUUGCAGCUGCUGCCCUUCUCCGUCAGCCCUCCCCCAAGCUCGCAGGCUGCUGCCAGAGGCUCCUUCGCCGGCGCGGCAGACGGCAGCAAGUCUUCUGACGAGGACGUGCGCCUCUUCACAGUCCUCCCAAGCGGCCGCGUCUUUGUGAGCGACGCCUCCGUCGGGAGCACAAGGGCCUCGCGGGGGCCCUCCCCGAGCCUCCGAACUCCUUCUGUAGAAGUUCAACUGCCAAUGCUUCCCUCCAGAGUGCCUCGCCAUCCCGAUCCGCUGAUCAGCUUCGGCGCUUAUGCCCCCAAGGGAUGGCUGCUCGGAGAAGACUGCGCUGCGACGCCUCCUCAGCGGCAGCAGCAGCAGCACAGAGGGGCCAACGCUGCUGCGAGUGGCAUUCCUGCUACUACGAAUAAUGGUUUGACUACCAUGAGUGCUACUCGCAUGUCGCAGUCUCAGAGGAAGAAGCAGCAGCGGCAACAGCAGAAGCAGCAGCUCCUGGGGAAGCAACAGCGGCUGCUGCACUUGACGUGGGUGCUUAUAACGCCCCAUCCGCUGCAGCCUUGCCCUAGCAAGGGCCUUGGGAGCCUCUUUCCCUCCAAGAAACACUCCUGUGAAGGAUCGCCUGUCCUCUCUGUCUCCUCCCCACAUCUUAGACCCCGAUGCUGCGGAAGCACCGAAGCAGCAGCAGAGGGCCUUGGGUCGUGUUUGAAUAUCCGACUACUGUGUCUGUGUCUUCCAGCUAUCGAAGUGGAAACAGAUGCCUUCUCGGCAGCAGCAGAAGCUGUCGCGAAUAUUGCGGAGAACUCGACAGCGACGGCUGCAUGCGCGGAUCUGGAGGAACGAGGAGACGUGCCGUCAGGGGGCCCCUCAAAUGACGCAUGUCAUUCCUUAGGAGCUGCUACUGCUGCUGCUGCUGCUGCUGUACCUUCUGAGGAUGUCGUUUCUUCAUUCUCCUGCAAUUGUUCUCCUGAGGACGGCCCUGGGGUUGCUGAUCGUUUGCCUCUCCGCUUACCGUCAUCACCACCAUUACCACCUCCGCGUCUGUGGCCAGUCGCUGUAUGUUCAUUUCACGCGAAGGGGAAACGCUUCCUGGCGCAUGCAAUAGUUUGUUGCGCCCUUCGAGCAGGAGAGACACUGCAGACGGCGAGGACACUACUCUGGUGCAAAGAGAAGCGGCAAAGUGCUACUACCCGCGAAGAAAAUUGUGAGCCUCUAGGGGCAUAUAGCAACAACAGCAAUACCAGCAAUAACACCAGCAAUGGGAAGGCGAUAAGUUUCUGUCUGCAGCAGCAUCCCCUGGCAGUCUUUGUGGGUUUGGCCGCAGUAGGCACUUCAGCAGGUCGUGUCCUUUGCACGACGCCUCCCAGGUGUCUUAUUCGGCGUUGCUGCUGUGGGGGCUCCUGUGUGCCUCUGCUCGUGAGCAAAGAGGCGCUGGGGGAGCAAGAAGCGGUUGGCGAACAAGGAGGUGGACUGGCAGCUAGCUGGGCACGCAGCAAGCACGACGCUGAGGCCUUUCAGCCUGCGUCUGCAAACAGCUACAAAAGCAGCAGCAGUCACUGCAGUGGCAAAAGUAGCAGCUGUAGCAGCAGCAGCAGCAGUAGCAGCGGCGAUUUUGAUGUGUCUGACACUGCAGCGCUGGCAAGUCGUGGUGUUGCCUUCAUGGAAGUCGGCACAUUUGGGGAGGGGGGAGGCGCAGUGGAUUAUAUUGAGCUCGUUCGGGGAACGCCUUGGGAGUCGAAGGAGGCAGUGUGGGGCCCUCCUCAGCAGUCACUGCAGCGUCAGCAGCGUGACUUCUCUUGGCAUUGGUGUAGAGCCCCCACGGCAGCAUCGGGGGGCCCCCUGCCCGAGGUUUCGGGGAGGGGCCCCCUCGAGCUGUCUCCCUUGACGUCGCGCGCUCCUUUUUGCGGCGGCAUAGAAGCAGAGGCCCUCUGGAUUUUCGCAUGCAGCAAGACAUCCGGUAUUAAGGUGUUUCGAUUUAUGUGGGGUGUCCAGGAGGGACAGGGGGGGGAGGAGGAGGCAGCAGCGGCGGCUGCAAGAAGACGAUCCCCAGAGCACGGCAACAACGCGAAUCAGAGCGUUUGUGGGGUUUGGAAGUGCAUGCUGACGAUUCGAGGAAGCUGUGCAAUUGUGUCUUUGGACUUGGUGAAUGGCGUCCUUGCCGUGUGCACUCCCACGGAUGCGCGCGUUUGUUUUUUCUGCUUUCGACAUCUGCUUCCAUCUCACGUCUACGUGGCUUCUUCGACUGCCUGCCCGAUCGUCUCCUCUGCAGAUCUCUCGGUGAUGGGAAGCCUUGAGAACCUUCCGUGGCCUCAGCGGAUUUCUGGGGAGGGCUUUCUUCCUGUGCAUCAGCCCAAGUUUGCUGCUGCGUUGUUAUCGCCUGCCGAAUGCGCGCGUCUGGAGGUGUUGUCUGCAAGGAGGCCUUCCUUCCUGCAGCCUCUGGGGGGCAGGCGAUGGGCUGUGAUUGACGGGGCAGUCAUUCGCGUCGUGCAGCUCGACAUCCACGAGACGGAUUCGCUGUGGCGGCUUUACGAGGCGCCUUUUGAGGAGGCAUGCGAUAAUCGCGAGCAGCAGCGCAUGCUCUCUUGUGGCGAUCCGCUCGAUCGUCUCCCUCUUCAGGAUCUCAGGAGGCCUCUCGCGACGCAGCGAGCAAUUCCCUGGAUUUUUAAGCCUCGAAAGGCCCCCGAGAUGCAGUGUGUCCAUCUGUGUGUCUUUUCGCAUCCCCGCGCGAUCUACCAGUGCGCCUUCGACGGCAUCCGACGACUCGUGACAGUCGACUUGCAGGAAAAUCUGAUCGUGUGGGAUACGCAGAAGCUCACGAAGCUCUUCGGGAUGAAUCUCCUGGCGUCGGGGGAGGAGGGAAGGGCAAGGCGGAGGAGGAGCUUGCGACAGGCUUCGCAGGCAGUCGCGGAAGAGGAGGAUGACGAUGAGGACGAAGACGAUGACGAAGACGACGUGGAGAAGGGCAGCCGAGGCGACGGCAAGCCUCUUAUAGAGCUAGAGAUCACGAGCGAGGAUUUGGAAAGCGAACAUGAGCCGCAGCGAUCCUCUAGACGCACUGGCGUGAGGAGAGGAGGUUCGCGGCAGGGGGCCUCCCCCCCUCUCUGCUGCCAAACGCGGUUGCCUCAUGGAUGCCCCCACAUCACGAGGACUGGUGCUGCACCUCGGAAGGCUGGGAAAGCCAGUCUGAAGAAGCAACUGGCGACAGGGGCAUGGCUGCAGAGACAGCUCCUUGCACACCGCUGCGCGAGCACAGCUUGCGUGUCUUCGAACUACGCCUGGAGACAGAGUGCUGCUGCUGCUGCUGCUGCUGCUGCUGGCUCAGGUGCAAGCAGCAGGGGCCCCCUGUACGCAGCAGAGGCUGUCUCCGUAGGAGGCCUCCUGUUUCCUCAGAGCGAUCUGGAACCGGCGCUGCAGCUGCAGACGCUGUACGAUGCUCGACAGAAAGCGGGCCCUUUUUUCGCGAGGCAUGCUCCGAGUCAGCAGCAGCUUUGGCAGCAGUCAGAAGCCCUUGAAAGCAGCCGCAGCACUCCCGAGGCGGUCUGCGCUUCGCCAAUGGUGGACGCAGGAGGAGUUUGCGCGGGGAACGCGUCUGCUGUUGGAAAGCUGUUCUCGGGAGACAGCGAUAAUCCCUCUGGUGUCUGUCAGGAGGCCGCAGCAGCAGUGUGUAGGGUGUAUGCAGAUGAAUUUCCUCCGCUUGGUGCCCUUAGCGCGUCAGGAAGACUUCCAGAAGGCCUUCCCGGAGGCUCCAGGGGGCCUUUGAGUGCAGCGGUGUCGACGAACAGGUCCGCUGUUGUUUCUGUUGGUUCUGCUGGUAGUAAUGGAAGCGCCUCCAGAGGCACUCUCGUAUCAGAUGGUGCUAAGAUCGAGGUGUCUGCGUCUGCCGUAGCCUCCGGAGUGGAUGGCCAGGGGGAUUUUGCUGGUGACUGCGGGGGUUCCUUCUGUGCGAGAGUUGACGGGGAGGAUGCACCCGAAGAGAGCAGCAAGGGAGGAGAGACUGAGCGUUUGACUUUCGCGGCAGUGGUUGCUGCCGCAGCUUCUUCCAGCGGGGGGGGGAGCGCUCCCCUGCGAAUGGGAUGGGCAUCCGGACCUCAAGAUCCUUUGGUGCCUGCGCUUGUGAGUGUCUUGGGGGGGGAAGGCGUGAGGGCCUUGCAGGAGACAGCGGCUGCGCUGGGAGUCUCCGCGGAGGAGCUGUACGUGGAGCAGACGGCGCAGUGGGAGGCGUUGCAGCAGAGACACGGCGACGACGGCCAUGGCAGUGGCCAAAGAGAGAUCGUGGAGAGGAGUCUGUCAACGCAGCGGAGGGAGAAGAGUGGGGAGGGGGGCCCCCAGGUGGGCUGCGGCGUUCAGCAGCAGGGGGCCCCUGGAGACGCUGAAACAGCGGCUCCUGCGAAUUCUUCGCGCGACUUUGCGUCUCCCGUGCAUUCUCCGUUGCCUCCGCCGCAUGCAUCCUCACGCUCCUCCUACUCGCCAGCGAAUUUGGGGAGCGGAUCAGGGGAGGGAGGCCUCAUGGUGGGCCUUCUAGGAAGGCAGCGAUAUGUGGCGAGGCUUGGACCCAAUGCGCAGCGCAGACACUUGAGCGCAGUGUGUGUCAGCGAAACUGCGCUUGCUCUGUUUUUCAAAGACUUGCAAGCGUGGCAGCUGUGGGCUUUUAGUCCUGCGGACGAAGAGAAGCCGAAAGAGAAGCACGCGCGGAGGCGAGGCUACAGGGCAGCAGAAAGCGGCGAUCGACAAUGUUAG
Molecule: messenger RNA, 5454 nt
Organism: Cyclospora cayetanensis
Lineage: Eukaryota; Apicomplexa; Conoidasida; Eucoccidiorida; Eimeriidae
Exons: 8
Coding region: 1-5454 (1817 amino acids)
Source: RefSeq, a predicted model, not a curated record